Molecule: messenger RNA, 2082 nt
Organism: Cladocopium goreaui
Lineage: Eukaryota; Dinophyceae; Suessiales; Symbiodiniaceae
Source: the annotation of a GenBank genome assembly
GCAGAUGAAAUCCACACCUCUACUGGUGGAUCAACCAAGCCUUCGGACACUGGUUCAGCCAUUGUGGCCAAUUUGGCAGAUCUCACAAAAUUGGGAGCCUCCGAAACUCGACUGAACUGGCUGUGGAUUCUGCAGGAGGCAAGCCAAUACUGGGGACCAACCAUGGUCACCGAUGACACCAUGUCGCACUUGGGCGCUUUCGCAGCCGAGAAGACCCCGGGGCAAGUGGGUUCUGUGCCUUUCGAUGCCCGCGUUGUCGGUGUUUGGGAAGGCAAUACCAGCAAGGCCUUGGGAGGUUACCGUCAACGCAUCGAAUUCCACAAUGAUUGCAUCCAUGCAAACGUCACAGUGAUGGGCCAAACUAUGGAAGCUCGAUUCCGUAUGAACUGCUCAGUCGAGCCUUGCCAGCUUGACAUUGAAGUCCUGCCCAAGGGAACCAGCCCUCCACCAGCGAUUCCUUACAUUUUCAAGUUCCAGAACGGUUCUUUGCAUUUGUGCGGCCCGGCCGACAAUCGUAUGCAUCGGGCCACGAACUUUGACGGUCCGGGAUUGUGCAUCAUGGACAAGAUUGAGAAGAUGCCAGCACCUACGUCUUUUGAGCCUGACCCUGAAUUCAGCCGUAACACAACUGAGAGCGUGAAGGAUCAGCUUAUCACAUCUCCAUUGUUCAAUGAGAAGGUCUUCAGGGCUGUUUGUUUGGACGUCAAAGAGCAUAUCACACCGACGAAGCAGAGCAAGAGCGUCGUCCACUGGAUUGAGGAGCGUUUUCAACGAUGCAAGAGCGUCAUCUUUGUGCUUAGCAAUCCUCAAGGUUGCAUGCAGAGCCCGCCGGGCGAAGCGCCUUGUUUCAAGCUGAGUGCCAACACCCGGAGCCCAGCUGGCAGCUUUUCGGCGGAUACCCCGCCCAGCUUUCUGUUGGCCUUGAUGUUUGGUGUCCUGGCAUGUGCUGAACGACUCUUCUCUCGUGCUGACUGGACCAUCGCACAUGUUCAGCCCAACGCUGAUGGACUGACUGCUCCCGGCCGUCCUGUCUACACCAUGCAGUACUUUGAGUGGGGGAUCAACGUUCCAAUCCUCUUCAUUUUGUCAGGGUAUUGCAGUUUGGGUCGGCCUUUGCAUGAAGUAUCACGUCCCUUGAUCGUCACCAACAUCUAUGUCAUCUUCUCUUGGGCAGCAGCUGCUUCAACUUCAGGAUUGCUCAAAUGGAUGCUUGUUUUUGUCGCAUUUGCCCUCUUCGGAUGGGCAUCUGCUGACAUGUUGGCUUGGGUUGACAAGUUCGAGCGUUCAGCGCCCCAAGACCUACCAAGCCGUAACAUUCGACCCUGGCUCUCCAACGGCUUGAUCAUCGAACUCCUGCUGUACGGCGUCGUUUACAUGUCAUCCAUGCUGGGAUUGAUCGACGCGCAUACCGAACGCAAAGGCUUCUUCGUUCUGACUUUUGGUUCCAAGAUUGCCUACUGUGCAGCCUUUGUCUUCAUUCGAGCUGAUGAAUAUCACAAGACUUUGACUGACGUUCUGCGAAAAGUCAGCGUUUCCAACGUGGGCAUGAUUUCGAUUUUACGUGGAAGUUUCGAUAUCAUCCUGCCGUGCGUUUUGGAUGCUGCUGGCCGUUGCAAAUUGCCCCCGCAGAUGUCAGGAGAUAUGGAAAAACUGGAGAAGAUGUUGGGCUGCCGCGUGGCCGGCGCCAAUUUGAAGGAUCUUUUGGCUGGGGAAGAAGACAAGUCAGACUUCUCUGCCUACGUUCGAAACGUGGUGCGCCAAGCCGAUUGUCCUCAAGGAAGCGAAGUGUCUUUGUCUACUCAAGGCAUUUGGACAUGUUCUGCUGGAUCUAUGCCACCAAUUGCACAGGUCCUGCACAGCAAGAUGAUGUCCAAGACCAGCCAGAGCCGUCUUUCUGCGACUCUCCAUCUCUCUGUCGUGCCACGUUCAGCCGUGAGCCACGGCAAGGAACGUCAUUUGGUGGCCGCUAUUCAAUUCGCAGCAACCAUUGACGAGUCAAAGGAAGCAGACACUGGAGCAGCUGGCUUUGAGACCUUCAAGGUUCCAACAUGCACAGCUGUUCCAUACUUGUCUCAGUUCAAU